This is a messenger RNA of Pomacea canaliculata, 8146 nucleotides long. RefSeq names its product histone acetyltransferase KAT6B-like. The record is from RefSeq and is a predicted model, not a curated record. NCBI's taxonomy places the organism in Eukaryota, Metazoa, Mollusca, Gastropoda, Architaenioglossa, Ampullariidae. The coding region runs from base 759 to 7118 and encodes 2119 amino acids. Gene Ontology annotation, molecular function: DNA binding; histone acetyltransferase activity. The transcript has 19 exons. Gene Ontology annotation, biological process: regulation of DNA-templated transcription; nucleosome assembly. Gene Ontology annotation, cellular component: MOZ/MORF histone acetyltransferase complex; nucleosome.
AGCGAGAGACGUGAAGCCGGCGAUUGUCAGAAUAAAUAAGCUGUUGAACUGGCUUCCGACAAAAUGAGCGUUCCAGGAGGCAAAAACGCGCAUGUGAGUCAGUCAUACUCGUAAUCAAGUAACAAGUAUAUAUAGCAUGUCAGCGAGCUUUAGUUGUUGUGUUAAAUCGUGUUGAAACUGGUUUGCCAACGUCAACGUGAUACCGUUUUUCUUUUUUUUUUUUUUUUUCUCCAAACAAGGAUUCCUUGAUCGAGUAUUUUUCAUGCUACUUACUCCUUUUCACACACACCGCUCUAACUAAAGUGAGGACUCACUGAGGAGAAGUGAGAAAUGGAUCGCUUAUCAUCAUGAGCCAAUCAAAUCACAGCUUCCUCCCGGCUCGGACAAAUUGUUUCACCGAGAGCAGAGUGAGGAGAAAAUGGAUGUGGUCUCCCUGCUGUUUUCAUUUUCACAAGGAGUGGAAAUGUCAACCAUUCAGAGCGAGGACGACGACAGCGAUGCACCUUGUUUUCACUGGUUAAAAGCAGACGGAUGACAUUCAGUCUAUUUUUUCUAGCAAUGCGAACAACCCGCCUAAACGUGUGUAUAACUUUCUUUGUGGAAAUUUCUUUCUUACUUCGUCAACAGACUAUAUAUUUUUGUGACUGUUAAGCUCCGGCAGAAGCCAUAAUGGCGCGCGACAGAGUUGCGUAUUGCUACUUGUUGAGAGACAGACUGUCAACGUAGACGAAAGGCGCGGGUCAUUCAAAAUUGCCAGCAUGGUGAAGGAGAACGAAACAAAUCACGUCCAGGCAAAUGCCACAUAUACAGCAUGGCUGUUACAGGCUAUAGCCAAAAUCAAACAGCAGAAACAGCGUCCCAACGAAGAGCGGAUAUGCAAUGCUAUACAGGCCAACCACAAAGUGACCCGAGACGCUAUUUUGGAGCAGCUUUCCCUUGCGGUAAAGGAUGGAAGCAUUUUAGCAGUGCAGAACAAAGGUAUUACUUCAUACAAAGAUCCCAGCUCCCUUUGCCAGUUACAGACGCGCAGUUUGGAAGUCACACCUCAAACUGAUCUCACCAAGGUGGUUAUUCGAUCUGUACGUGAACUUGGGGAAAAGGGUGGAUCAACUAUUCGUAGCAUUGAGAAGUACAUCAAGAGCAGCUACCGUAUCACCUUUUUGGAUGGUGCUAAUCUCAACCACUUGUUGAAGGUACAGAUUAAGAGAAUUGUGAAAAAUGGACAUUUGAAACAAGAAGGUGCCCAUCUGAAGCUGGGAACUUCAAGUACUUCUGACACAAGCAAUGGUGUUUCAGCCUCAAAAUCUGUUAAAGUUAACGAGGACAUAGACCUCAAUGACAUCAUACUGCCAUUUGAAAGACAUAGGAAAAUUGCACCUCCUGUACUGAUCUGCAGUUUCUGCUUGGGACCAACAGAGAAGAACCGCAAUGGCGAGCCUGAAGAUCUUAUUUCCUGUGCAGAUUGUGGCAGUAGUGGACAUCCAUCCUGCCUUAAAUUCUCUCCAGAACUUGCUGAAAAGGUGCAGAACCUUCGUUGGCAGUGCAUUGAAUGUAAAAAGUGUUCUUUUUGCGGGAAGUCAGGCAAAGAGGAUGACAUGUUGUUCUGUGAUGCAUGUGAUCGGGGCUUCCACAUGCCAUGUUGUGAUCCACCACUCAACAAAGCUCCUAAAGGGAGAUGGGUUUGUAAUAUCUGUGAUCCAAACAGAGGUACUAUGAAAGGGAAGCGCUUCUUAGAAAUGGCAGCAAAAUACACAGCACGGUAUAAAGCUCAGCUUCAUGCUACUUCAAGACAGAAGUUGAAAAAUGCAAGACAAUUCCAAGCAAACAAGCAGAAGAAGGCAUUACAAGCAAGAGUCGAAAAGCAUAAAGUAGGGAAGAAAAAGAGUGAAGACAGUGGCAUGAGAGAAAGGGAUAAGGAAGAAGAGGAGGAGGAGGAGGAAGAGGAGGAGGCACCCCCAACAUCAAGUGAGUCGGAUCAUGAGGAGGAAGCAAGCCAUUUUGACUCUCUUUUGAAAAUGAGCAAGUCAAGGGGCUUAGUAGAUGGUCUGUCUCGAUACUUCACUCCAUCUAACAAGCGAAAAUCGAGAGUUUCACUCAGUUCUGUUGAUAACUUCACUGCGGUUGUGAAAGCUCAAACAAAAUCCAAUCAGUCAGUUCCUUCUCAGAGUACAGCUAGUCGUUCGCAAAAGACUGCAAACAGACUGGUGAAACGUUCUAAACUUCAGCAGGCUCACAGAGGCCGCAAAAAAACUGAUGGACCACCAGGCAGUGGCCAGUUGAAGGGGCUCUUUGAUGGUCUUUCCCAUCUCUUUACUGCACAAGGAGAACGAAAAAGGACGUUUCCAAUGUACAACCAUGUUAGUCGGAAGCAAAGAGACCAGAACACAGUGCCUGAUGUUAGUUCUAGUUCCACUCUUAGUAGCAUUCCCAGUCAAGUGUGCUCACCAUCUUCAAGCAAAGUUUGGACUGGUGGCCACUUGUUUAGUGUGUUACCAAGGAUAGAAAGUGACUGUGAUGCUGAUGGGGAGGAUGAAGGAGAUGAUGAAGAUGAAAAGAGCUAUAAUGCUGUCAAAAUUCGCCCUCAUGAAAAUAAAGGCAGUGAAGGCAAAGACAGUCCAGAUGAUUCUGACAGUGAUGAGGAUGAAGCUGGUGACAUGACUUUAGCAGGGUCCAACGGGAAAGCAGCAGGGUCUCGAGGCGGCAUCCAGAACAGAUCACAAGACGAGGAUGAUCCUCUUCGGCCAGGUGGCAAGCUGCUACCUAAUGUAACAGAAGAUGACUAUGAAUUGUUCAGAUUAGUACAGGAAAAAGCCCAGCGGACAGUUGCAGAGGGAAGUGAGAAAGAAGCUCUGCCACUGCCUGAUUCUCAGGGUCGAUAUCCACCAUGCAUAGAGAUGGGGAAGUAUGAGAUCCAGACAUGGUAUUCCUCUCCUUAUCCUCAGGAAUAUGCAAGAUUACCAAAGCUUUACAUUUGUGAAUUCUGCCUAAAAUACAUGAAAAGCAGAGCAAUAUUAAAACGACAUAUGGAAAAAUGUAACAUGAAUCAUCCUCCAGCCAAUGAAAUCUACCGCAAAGGAAGUUUGUCAGUCUUUGAGGUUGAUGGAAAUGUCAGCAAACUUUACUGCCAGAAUUUGUGUCUGCUUGCCAAACUUUUUUUGGACCAUAAGACACUGUAUUAUGAUGUGGAGCCGUUUCUUUUCUAUGUGCUCACUACCAAUGAUACUUAUGGAUCUCACAUUGUUGGAUAUUUCUCAAAGGAGAAGCACUGCCAGCAGAAGUACAAUGUUUCUUGCAUCAUGACACUGCCUCAGCAUCAGCGGAAAGGCUAUGGUAGACUUCUCAUCGAUUUUAGUUAUCUUUUGUCACGAAUUGAGGGUGUAGCAGGAUCACCAGAAAAACCACUGUCAGAGUUGGGGCGCGUGAGUUAUCUGGCAUACUGGCGCAGUGUUAUCCUGGAGUAUCUAUAUGCUCAUGCAGACCAUCCAAUCACCAUCAAAGGAAUCAGCAGAGCAACAGGAAUGUGUGCUCAAGACAUUGUUGAUACUUUGCAUAACCUGAAACUUAUUGUUUGGCAUGAUGGCAGGCUGGGAUUAGUACAGAAGCACAAGAUUAUCUCGGAUUAUAUGGAAACACUACGAGCACGCCCUCAACUUCGCCUUACUCUUGAUCCAGAGUGCCUACGAUGGACACCACUUAUUUCACUUCAAACUCUUGAAGAAGAAGAAGAGAUGGCAGAGAAGGAGUUGAACGAAAUGAGUGAAGUUGUGAACAGCAUUGCUGCUGAAAGGGAAGCAAACAAGCAGACGGCAGUGGAGCUGGGCCAGACACCCAGUGUGGCAGAUGACUUCUCCCCGAGUCCAAACCAGAAGAACUACCGGAAGAUAGGACGCAAACGUCUUCUGAGUGUAGGAUUGAAUCCAGAGCCCGAGCCAAAGCGCUCACGUGCUGAAUUCAACAGUAUUGCUGUCCGAGGUAUGACUGUGGUGCAUCAGAAUUGUCCUUACAGUUUUGAUGAUGAGAUGGGACCAAAGAUGCUGUCUCACUCUCCUGUGAGGUCACCAACUCGUCCUUCACCUCGGCAUAUCCUGCAUGUCGAAACAAGACCUGCUGCUACUUCCCCAGGCAGACCACCGUCACUAUCACCACAACAGUCUCCAGCAGGAAGGCUACCCAAGGCAAUAGAUGAUGCUACUAUGAAAGUUACAAAACUUAUUAAAAAAGUACCAGGGCGUCCUGUGGGAAGACCACCAGGUGCAGGCAGUAGAUCUAUUAAGAGGUCUCUGAAAAAACUGCCACCAAAGUUGACUAAAAAGGGAAUAGUAGUGGGGAAAAAUGGACUCCCCAAACGCCCUCGUGGUCGCCCUCCUAAAAAUAUGGCUCUUGUGCUGGGAGAGUCUGCAAAAAUGAGCAAGAAAAUCCUAUUACAGUAUGCGGAGCAAGAGCAGAAAAUUAUCCGGAAACCAGGACCUGGGCGGAGACCCGGAAGGAAAGCAGGAGCUGGGAGAAAAGCCAGCUCAGGGAGAAAACCAGGCCCAGGCCGGCCUGUUCUUUCCAAGGCAGCAGCAGGACUUAGGUCUGGCUCUAACAUGGUUGCUUCAGGCAAGCGCAGAGGCAGGCCUCCAAAAAUUCAAAAGACCCACUGGAUGCAUCGUGGAAGCCAGCAUGUGACCAUGCAAGACAGAGAGCUAGAAGAAACUGUGAUAACCACCAAAACUACUGCCAAUCAUGUGGAUGAUAUCAAUCAUGAACUUAAAGAUAUUCAUGAUGUUAUUGAAGAUGCACAGGUGGUCAACCAGGAGGAAAAAGACUUGACCAUUAUGUUGGCAGAUAAACCUGACUGUGGAAAUAGUAACAAACCUGAUGCUGCCAUUGAAGUGAGUGAGGACGAGGCGAGAAUAGAGAAAACAAAAGAUAUUCCAGUAUGUGUAGAAACAAGGGAAUCUUCAGUUACAGAGGAUAUCAGCAAAAAUAGAAAUGUUGACAAUAAUUCUGAUGCAAAAACAAGCAAAGAUAGUGAUAGCAGCAGCAGUAGCAGUGAUGAAACUAGUUCUGAUGAUGAUGAUGAUGACGAUGACGACGAUGAUUCAUCUAGUGAAGAGGAUGAAGAGAAAACUGUGAAGAGGGUGUAUGACAGCAGUAAGCAGAUGGAAGUUCAGGAAGAACGGGCAGAAGAUCCAGAGACUGUGGAAGCCUCCCAAAAUCUAGCAGACAUUGUUGCUGACCUUGAAGAGGCAGAUCGAGUAGCUGGUACCAACCUUAGCGAUUCUUCCAAUCCCUCAAGCCCAUCCAGUUUGCCUGAACAAGAGCAUGAUACUUCUGUCAACCACGCACCGACCUCUGGCAGCCGUUCGUCCAUUGAACCACCAGAAACACACAGUAUUGACUCCUCUUUGUCCUCCUUGUCUUCCUCAUCAGGUGAUGAAAGGCAGACUGUACCUUCGCCUCAAGCACCAAACACUCCACCACCAGCACCUCGUCCUGCAACACCCCACAGUCCUUCAUCCCCUCAGGACAGUCUGCCACCAAAAGUAAUUGAUCAGCCAGACGAGGAGCAAGAAGACACUAUGGAUUCUCAAACAUUUGCUGAAAUGGAACUGUCUGAGGCAGGAGAUGCUAUCAAUAGUGUGCAGUCAGCUGAGGCAACCACACUUAGCAGUGAAGAAGAUUUUAGUAGACUUACUGGCUCUGCUGCAGUGCAAGAGACUCUCCAUGGUUCUGACAAUAUGGAGGAGGUGUUGGCACAAGAGCUGGAGAAAGAUCUGCGGGACAUUGAUUCUCACCUUGCUUCUCCAGCUCCUCCCUCUGUGCAGACACACACACCCCAUCAGCAAGCCAUGUCCACCCCAGAUCCAAUGACACCUUGUGAAACCAGGCCCAUGGGGAGUGUUGAACCACUGACUCCUCCCCAACCCCCAUCGCAAGGCCCACAAACCCAGACCCAAGUACCUUCUUCCGUAACAACUUCCACAUCUAGGGCCCACCGCAACCACAGCUGUGGCUCAGCCAGCAGCAGGCCAGGGAGUGUGUAUUCUCAACAGACCAGCAGCAUGACAGGCUUGAGUCAGGCAGGAAUGUCUAACAAUGGUUUUAAUAAUGUUGAUAUGGAUCACCAGCUAGGGCUCAGUUCACCCCCAUCCAUAAGCACUGCCGACAUGAGUGCCCUGUCAGCCCAAGCAUAUUCAGAUUGCGCUCAGCAAGCUCUCAGUUAUGUGCAAAAUUCACGUGGACGCUUUAUGGACACUGUGUGUUUGCCAAUGCAAGGGGGAGGAGUGGGGUACUUGCCGGUGGCGACAAGUGGUGUGAGCUAUCAUCAUAACUCCCCUGUCUCAUCUUACAGUCCAUCCAUGAUUUCACAGCAGCAGCAAGUCCAAGCACCUCCACCUCAGUCAUUGCAGCCAGCAGCACAACAAAACUCGCCCCGCCUGGUUCAUAACCACACACCUGUGCCAGUUGCAUGUGUAGGGCAGGUAGGUGUCUCAGCUGGAGGGUACCCCACACCAGCAUCUUGUUCUUUGGCCAAGCUGCAACAACUAACCAAUGGGAUUAUGGAGAUUCUCCCCGAGAAUCAGAUGACUCCACCUCCAAAUCUGACUCCGCCUCCUCCUGUCAACAUGACACCACCACCCAGCAUCAUGCGCAGUAUGACCACACCUCCAGUUGUAAGUUUACAGCAACAGCUGGGUCAGGCUGCCAUGAUGGCUGGACCCCCUUGUCCUACGCCUACCAGUUCCAAAUACCAGCGACAGCGCUCAUCUUCCACAGCUGCCAACACAGUGCGCAAAUCACCUAGUGUUACACCCAAUGUGACUGUCAAUCCCAACAUGACAUUCACCCCCAAUGUCACCAUUCAGCCCAGCACAGGCAUGCUACAACGGUACAACAUGAAUAUGUUUAACGGCUAUCGUGUGCAGCAGACCAUGGUCAAUCCUGGCUACAUCACAGCCAACCCUGGCUUUCUAACUCAGCUGAACCAAUCACAGCUGCCGGUGCAGAUGAGCAUGAUGAACAUGAACAUGCACCCCCAGCAGCAGUUCCCACAGCAGAUGCAGCAUACACAGACCAACAAUGCAAUGUAUCCAUAUGGCUACAACAUCAUGAACAUGAACAUGCGGCGCUAGAUGCUAGGUGGGUAUACCUAUAUGCAUUGAAGCAAACACCUUUGAAAUGACAGUUGACUUUUAUACCCCCUUUUUGGCAGCAGUGUGUGAAUCUUACUCAAACUCUGCACAUUAGCAGAGCCCACUGUGUUCAUAGCUUUAUUUUGUCAGAGCAAGUGAUACGGCAAUCAUUUAAUCGACUUUUGAAAUAGUUGUACACUAUUAGUGUAUCCCAAACUCACAAAGACAUGACCACACUUCAUUCAGCAAAGACAGGUGUGAAGUUGGUAACCUGAGAUACAUAUUGGUGUAUUUAGAGACUGUUUAUUAUAUUUAAAAAAUGAUUUAUUUGGUAGUUGACACUUGGUGACAGUGUUCAUAGAUACACAUUUCAUUCGGUCUGGAGCCAAGCUUAGAGACGAUGGCAUUUGGUCCCUUUGGCAAUACAGCUGGGCUGUUGUAAUGAUUAAUUGACCCCCUAAGUUAUCCAUUGAAUUUUCUGAUAUUACAUUAUGCCAUAUCAGAUGGAGUAUAUUGGGAAGCAUACUGUGUUUAUUUUAUAUAAAUGUCUGAUCGUAUAAGUGACUGGAGGUUGUUGCAGAUUAAACAUGGCAACAGCAGCGGGAGAACUCCAGCACAGAAAAGUUUCAGUGCUAAUCAUUAGCACAGCAUGUUGUGGCACCAAAUUGCAUGAUUGUGUGUGGUUUUAAGAAUGUGGCCAAUGGUGUGAGUUGUACAGUGUGUUUGGCAGUGAUAGGGUGGUAAUUUUAACACUUGGCAGCCCAGAUAGUGCACCUAUGUCUCAGGCGUUGCGAUAACUUGUGAUCCUGACCCGUAUUUUGUUGCUUUUCCCUUGUGUUUCUUAAUAUGGUGUCAAUACUUGUGAACAUGGGUGUACAGUGUCAUUAAAGCAACAAAACCACUAUCCUUGUCAUGCUCUCACCAUGUUGUGAACAUUGGAAUAAACAUUUUAUUUUAAUUAGAUUGUAUAAUUUGUGAGUCAAGAAUGUGAACACAGCAUUUUGCAAAAAUAAAUUAUAAACCGAAAA